AUGAAUAGUGUAAAUCAACAAAUUGAGCAAUCUCAACAACUAAACAAAAAUACACCAUAUAGUUGCUAUUCAAAUAGAUCAAUCAUUCGAGAGUUGCAAUUUUCGGUGAUAAUUGAUGAUCAUCGAAUACGUGGACAAUUUAUUGAUUCAUUACCAUUUGCGGUUAAAUUUUCAACCGAAAAUAUUGAUUUUAUUGUACAACCGGAUGUUGAUAAGAUGGAUAAUAUAGUUGUGUUACUAUAUGGUCGUGCUCAAUAUGAACUUUCGGAGUGGAAAUAUACGGCACAGCUUCGGAUUAAAACAGGAAGUGCCGAGAAGCAACAAGGAGUACGUGUAGUGGACAAAUUGCUUGUUGAAUUUGGUAAUCGAAUACCGCCACUGUCAUUAAAUGUGACGGAUACAAAAGUGAAACGAAUUAAAUUUGAAAUGCGAUUAAUAAAUAAGUUAUAUGAACAAUUACCAACGUUUCAAAGUGGUGGCGAUGUUAUAUUAUUAUUUGAAGAAAAUGAAAAAUUAUACGUUGAUAAAGCAUUAUUAGCUAUACAUUCUCGUUAUAUGGCAUCAAUGCUUCAUGAUGCUGCACCAAAUGCUAUCAUUGAUAUGUGCUUAUUUGAUCGAAAUGACUUCUUGGAAUUACUUUAUCAAAUUUAUGCUACUAAUCGACCAAUUUCCGCCAAUCUUUUUGCGCUUUCACGAGCAGCGAUAAGUUAUAAAGCUGAUAUAAUCCUUGCUAGAAUCACCAAAUUUAUAUCUAAUCUUGAUAUGGAUAUAAUAUCCAAAUUUCAAUUAUCAAUUCAAUUAGAAUUGGAUAAUACACUUAUCGAAUUAGUUUAUGAUGCCGAACAGAGAGGUAUAUGGAGAGAAUUAAUUGAACAAGGAUUUGAACCAAAAUCUCUUGGUACUGAAAUUUAUCAUCGUAUUAUCUGUCCAGCAAUUAUUAAAGCACGACAGCAUCGUUUAGGUGCUAAUCCUUACAUUUCACAUUUACAAUUUAAUUUUCAUAUGCAACAAUAUCCAUAUACAGUACCAUUAUUAAUACCAGGUCAAACAUUGUAUGUAAAUAGAGGAAUAUUAUCAUUGUAUAAUAUUAAUAUUUAUGAUGAUUUAGAAGAUGGAUAUUUUUUACGAAUAACAUCAAAAUUGAUGACAUCUUGCACAAAUGCAGGUAUUACUAUAACAGAUUUAAUUUUAAAAAUGCUACAAUAUAUGUAUCCUAGUCAAACAGUUGUCCCAGGGCCUUAUAUUAGGCCAAUGAUGUUAUUGGCCGAGGAACAUGGAAUGAAACGAUUGUUGAACAAUUUAUGCGAGAUGCUUGCACUUGAGCCAACAUUAUCACCAACAACAAUGCUUGAACAUUUUGAACUUGCAAAUCGUUAUCAUCAUUUAAAUUUAUUAAAUGCAAAUCUUAUACGCAUGGAAGGAAGUUUCAAACGAAAAGUUGGUGAAAUGGUUGCAUUAGAGAAAUUUGAUGAAUUACCAGAUGAAAUUCAACAACAAAUUUUGGAUCGAUUAUAUUCUGGAUGGGCAUUAAAUGAUCAACGUUUAGCAAAUGUACCAACUACAAAUAUGGAAAGAACAAUAACAUUAAAUAGCGGUGGAUCAAAGCCAAAUGAAUAUGAAAACGAUCCAAAUUUGCUAACUUUUCAAGGUAUGAAAACAGCAGAUGCAUUUGGUUCUAUGGAAGAAAUAAAUAUUACGGAUGCUUAA
Brugia malayi is the source of this 1707-nucleotide messenger RNA. RefSeq names its product b52-prov protein, putative. The transcript has 13 exons. The coding region runs from base 1 to 1707 and encodes 568 amino acids. The record is from RefSeq and is a predicted model, not a curated record. Lineage: Eukaryota; Metazoa; Nematoda; Chromadorea; Rhabditida; Onchocercidae. Gene Ontology annotation, molecular function: protein binding.